Dendrobium catenatum is the source of this 1998-nucleotide messenger RNA. RefSeq names its product dol-P-Man:Man(6)GlcNAc(2)-PP-Dol alpha-1,2-mannosyltransferase. Gene Ontology annotation, biological process: protein N-linked glycosylation. Gene Ontology annotation, cellular component: endoplasmic reticulum membrane. Lineage: Eukaryota; Viridiplantae; Streptophyta; Magnoliopsida; Asparagales; Orchidaceae. Gene Ontology annotation, molecular function: alpha-1,2-mannosyltransferase activity. The record is from RefSeq and is a predicted model, not a curated record. The transcript is spliced from 10 exons. The coding region runs from base 90 to 1829 and encodes 579 amino acids.
CUACUUCCUUGCUUUACUUGCGAAGGCAAAUAGUAGGGCAAACACACUGGUCUAUUGGGGGGGAGCGCGAUCAAACAUAGUACGGCUUAAUGGCUCUCAAGCUGCCGAGGCAUCGUCGGCAGGCGGUUCCUGAGCGUGAUUUGGCGGAUUCUGCGGCGCUGCCUGCGGAUCGAUACUCGAAGGAAGACAAGGGUGACAAGCCGCGUGAAAAGAACGAAAAGGGACUCCGAUGGCAGCUUCCAUUUCUGGCGCUUGGGCUAUUGCGCCACAUGAGUGCUUCUUCCAAUAUCAUCCACGACUGCGAUGAGGUUUUUAACUACUGGGAACCCCUUCACUACCUCCUCUACAAGUCUGGAUUCCAGACAUGGGAAUACAGUUCUGAGUUUGCGCUGAGGUCAUAUCUAUACCUUCUUUUUCAUAUGCUAGUCGCUGGACCAACAUCCUGGUUUUACAAGGAUGAAAAGAUUCAGGUUUUCUACAAAGUGAGACUCUUUCUUGGCCUUAUCUCAACAAUUACCGAGACUGUUCUGAUAGUUGCCCUUUCAAGGAAGUAUGGCAAAAGACUUGCAACAUAUACGCUUGCUAUGUUAUGCCUAACGAGUGGUUGUUUCUUUUCAAGCACAAGUUUCCUACCAAGUACAUUCUCUAUGUAUGCUGUUACACUUUCUUCUGCUCUGUUCCUUCUUGAGAAAUAUGCUUCUGCGGUUUCUGUAUCUGCAGCUGGAGUUCUCAUUGGCUGGCCUUUCUCAAUUUUGAUUUUUCUUCCCGUUACUAUAUAUUCAUUAAUCAAAGGGAGUUUCAAAAAAGUUUUUCUAUCAGGCUUAAUAACCUCUGUUUCUGUUAUUGUUCUAUCAGUAUAUGUUGACUAUUAUUACUAUGGAAAGUGGACAUCAUCAAUCUUCAAUCUGUUAAAGUAUAAUGUACUUGGCGGUGGGGAGAGUCAUUUAUAUGGAGUGGAAAGUGCUACAUACUAUUUGAGAAACGGUUUCAACAAUUUCAACUUUUCCUUCAUUCUUGCUCUUCUUUUUGUGGCACUUCUGCCUAUUACAUUGAAAAAGUAUACCCCAGAUCUGCUAGUUGUGGUCUCACCUAUAUAUAUUUGGUUGGCAUUUAUGUCUUUGCAGCCGCACAAAGAAGAACGGUUCCUUUACCCAAUAUAUACACUUAUAUGUGUUGCAGCUACAGCUGUAAUUGAUAUUUUUCCUGAUAUUUUCCGUGAUAGGUUUUCAACUGAAGAGUCCUUCAUGGUCAAGGUUGCUAAGGUUCUUAGACCAGUUUUUCUUGGCCUUAUUUUGUGCGCAUCUCAUAGUCGCACAUUCUCGUUGUUGCAUGGAUAUUCUGGCCCUUUGGUGAUCUACAAGCAUUUAGAACAUCAUGAAGAUGCCAGUCCAGGUUCUAUACUAUGUGUGGGAAGUGAGUGGCAUCGCUACCCUUCUUCCUUUUUCAUUCCAUCAUAUGUGAAGGAAGUCCGAUGGAUUGAUGAUGGCUUCCGAGGUCUUCUUCCAUUCCCCUUCAAUUCUACCUUAGGUGGCACAGCUGCUGCUCCAUCUUAUUUCAACAAUAAGAACAAAGCUUCUGACAUGCAAUACCUCCAUGAUAUAGAUGCAUGCACCUUAUUUGUGGAACUUGAUCUCAGAAGACCUCACCCUUCUCGGGGAAGAGACUUGUCAAAAUGGGAGACCUUGGCAGCUGUACAUUAUCUUGAUCGGGAGCUUUCACCUGCCAUCUAUCGAUCAUUCUUCAUCCCCUACAGCUGGCAUUACAAGAAUGUCUUUGGAUUAUACAAGUUAUUGAGGAAGAUACCUCAGAACAAUGUGGAUCAAGACUAGUUUUACUACAAGUAAGCUACUUUCUGCUAAAGAAUUCCCUGAAGAUGGAAUCUGAAAUGGGUAUUGUUGAUCAUCUUGACGCCAACUUUACUUUUCUUGUAGUUUUAGACCUCAUAGGUUUAGCCUGCCAGCCAUUGAUCUCCUUCUAAUAUUUUCUAAUUUUAUGUCA